GUUAUUUGAGUAUCUAUCAGAGAAUGCUCUUAGCUUCCCUGUGAUUCAUCACAUUCAGUUUCCAAAGGGAAUUCACAGAGACGACUUGGUUAUUGGUGCUGGUUCCAAUGCGGGAUCCCUUUUGGUCGAUGGCCUCGGAGACGGUGUCCUGUUAGAAGCCCCAGAUAAGGAUUUCGAUUUCGUAAGGAAUGCAUCCUUCAAUUUGCUACAGGGUUGCAGAAUGAGGAAUACGAAGACCGAGUAUGUUUCAUGCCCAUCUUGUGGCAGAACAUUGUUUGAUCUUCAAGAAAUAAGUGCUGAAAUUCGGGAAAGGACAUCUCAUCUUCCUGGAGUUUCUCAAGAUUCAAUUUCAUUUCAUUUCUUCCUAAUGUCAUCAGAUUGCAAUUAUGGGUUGUAUUGUAAACGGUCCUGUGGAGAUGGCUGA
This is a messenger RNA of Cucurbita pepo subsp. pepo (vegetable marrow), 424 nucleotides long. NCBI's taxonomy places the organism in Eukaryota, Viridiplantae, Streptophyta, Magnoliopsida, Cucurbitales, Cucurbitaceae. The record is from RefSeq and is a predicted model, not a curated record.